CUUAAGAGCAUCAAAAACACAGUAAAAUUUAGUUUCUAAUGGACAAAAUCGACUCUUUGUCCAAUGGCACUGUGAAUCUCAAUGCCAAGAACACGUUAGAAGAUGGCAGCUCUUUCACAAGGGUUUCGUCUAUAACUUCGGACGGUAGGGAUCUUGGGGGGGCUGGACUUAGUCGUGCUGGUAGCAUUAGUGGGUCAUCUACUGACGCGCCUAAUCAAUCAUGGCGCCCCUUUUCUCGGCAAGGGGCCGGUGACCCUCUAACUAGACAAUUGAAAAGCAACUUGAAUAAGCUAACUAUUGAAAAAUUCGAGACGUUGGCGGAAAAAAUCGCAAUCCAGUGCGAAUCACUGGAACAAUAUGAUCAGCUGUGCGUUGCGGUUGAUUUGAUAUUAGAUAAGGCACUACAAGAGCCGGAAUGGUCUGAAAUGUAUGCUGAUUUAUGCCAGAUUCUUGCAUGGCGUUCUCGGGAUUACGAUGUUUCUGGAAAACGUCUUACCUUUGCAUCUGCCUUGCUUACAAAGAUUCAAAAGGAAUAUGAGGCCACUCCACGUGAUUUGGAUGCGGUACGUGCUACACUGAUCGACGACGUGGAAACUCGUAUGAAGCGUAUUAAGACUCGCAUAUUGGGCACAGUGAAGAUGAUUGGUGAACUUUUCCAACGACGCAUUUUAGGUUUUAAAAUUGUCAACCAGGUGGUUUUGGAUCUCGUAAUAUCAGCUGAUGAACCACAUGAGCAUUUGAUUGAAUGUUUCCUCCAGUUGAUUUAUAGCACUGGUUAUUAUAUCGACCGUAACCCGUCCUUACGUCCCGUACUUGAUAUGUGGUUCGGCCGCCUAAAGGAACUAAUGUUGAAGCGUUGCUAUUCUAAACGCAUUAAAUGCGUGAUGCAAGAUGUUUUGGAUUUGCCUAAAGCUCAGUGGCGCAAAAAGAUUCACCGUGACACUGCACAGGCACUCAGUGAUUUGCGUGAUCAGAUUCAAACGGAAGACAUUCUGGGUGGUUCUGCUGUAGCUGCACAGUUUGGAAAUAUUGUUGUUGUUGGCGAACGUAGGAAUCUUGGCGCCAAAUGCACGUAUGGAAAUUACAUGCUUCGCCAAGAAGAAUUAUAUAAACUGAAGAAAGGCGUUAGCCCCAAAAUGUAACCUCUGCAGAUGUUUAAUACAAUACAUCUUGCGAUGUCUGCCCAUAUUUUUCAGGCAUUAUUUUCUAGACCGU
Messenger RNA from Babesia bovis T2Bo, 1215 nucleotides. RefSeq names its product MIF4G domain family protein. The transcript has 2 exons. NCBI's taxonomy places the organism in Eukaryota, Apicomplexa, Aconoidasida, Piroplasmida, Babesiidae. The record is from RefSeq and is a predicted model, not a curated record. Bases 39 to 1142 code for a protein of 367 amino acids. Gene Ontology annotation, molecular function: mRNA binding; translation initiation factor activity; protein binding. Gene Ontology annotation, cellular component: eukaryotic translation initiation factor 4F complex.